ACGCGGCUCUGAGUACGAUAAUCUGAGGGGAAGCCAUUGUUGGAACCCCGCGUUCGGGCCCUUUACCGUCACCGCCACCUCCCGGACUCUACUGCGGCGCCGAGGACUCUUACUAAAUCUUCAAAAUGGGUCGCAUGCACAGUGGAGGGAAGGGUAUUUCCCAGUCUGCCCUGCCAUACCGCCGCUCCGUGCCCAACUGGCUGAAGCUCACCAAGGACGAUGUAGAGGACCAGAUUGUGAAGCUCGCCAAGAAGGGACUCACGCCCUCACAGAUCGGUGUGAUCCUCCGAGAUAGUCACGGUGUUGCACAGGUGAGGUUUGUCACUGGCAACAAGAUCCUCCGUGUGCUCAAGGCUAAGGGUUUGGCCCCAGCUAUCCCAGAGGACUUGUACCACCUCAUUAAGAAGGCUGUCUUCAUCCGCAAGCAUCUUGAGAGGAACAGGAAGGAUCGUGACUCCAAGUUCCGCCUCAUUCUUGUAGAGUCUCGAAUCCACCGCCUGGCCAGGUACUACAAGACAAAGAGUGUUCUGCCCCCCACCUGGAAGUAUGCAUCGGCAACCGCCUCUGCUCUAGUUGCAUAAAUAAAGAUACGCUGAGA
Molecule: messenger RNA, 598 nt
Organism: Eriocheir sinensis (Chinese mitten crab)
Lineage: Eukaryota; Metazoa; Arthropoda; Malacostraca; Decapoda; Varunidae
Gene: RpS13
Product: 40S ribosomal protein S13
Exons: 4
Coding region: 126-581 (151 amino acids)
Biological process (GO): translation
Cellular component (GO): cytosolic small ribosomal subunit; ribosome; nucleolus
Molecular function (GO): structural constituent of ribosome; small ribosomal subunit rRNA binding
Source: RefSeq, a predicted model, not a curated record